Heterobilharzia americana is the source of this 2001-nucleotide messenger RNA. Lineage: Eukaryota; Metazoa; Platyhelminthes; Trematoda; Strigeidida; Schistosomatidae. The record is from the annotation of a GenBank genome assembly.
AUGAAUGAGCUUGAGAAACUCCUGAGUAAAGCUACUAAUCCAUUAUCUGAACAGCUUAAUUCUGACACGCUGAAUGCAAUUGCUAAGCUAAUCGAUACUCAACCAAAUGGUCCAGUUUUCACUCUUCGUCUUCUUGCUCAUAAGAUUAAAUCUCCACAUGAAAAAGAGGCACUUAGUUCACUAGCGCUGUUAGAAUCUUUGUCCAGGAGAUGUGGUCCAACAUUUUUAUCCGAGCUAGGGAAGUUCAAAUUUCUCAACGAACUGAUCAAAGUUCUUUCACCGAAGUAUCUAGGUGAUCAAACAUCUUCUUGUGUAAAGAAUAAAUGUGCUCAAUUACUUCAUGAUUGGCAACGUGAUUUUUCACAAAAUGAACCAAAAAUUUCAGAAGCCUACAAUAUGCUUGUUCGUGAAGGCAUCAUAACUUCAGAUCAGAUAACAUCGAAAAGUUCCACGACAGAGGUAUGUCGUUCAGCAUCUUCAACUGCUGAAGAUAAACAAAAUAUUUUUGAACGUAACAAAAAAUCUGAGCGUUUAACUCAACUACUUCGAAGUCGUAAUCCAGCUGAUCUACGUGAAGCAAACGCACUCAUCAAGAGUAUAGUAGAAGAGGACCAAGUUCGUAUGGAAAAAGUGAGUCAGAGGUCAAGUGAAAUGGAAUCUUUAAGAAAUAAUACACUAUUGUUAGAAGAAAUGAUAGGAACUUAUAUGCUUGGUGAAAGUACAGAUGCUGAACUGGAAUUAAUGAGCGAGUUGACGGAAAAUAUACGCAGAGCACGUCCAUUGUUAUACAGUUUUUCCCUGACUCAUGAAGAACAAGAUAUGGAAACAUUAACUGAAAUCGGUCGAAUAUGCGAUAAAGCUAGUGAGGUUAUAGAAAAUUAUGAACGAAAAGUGGAUAAAAAAGGCAUACGUAAAACUAUUUCAUCUUCAUCAACACACAAUUCUCAGUCAUCAUCAAAUGAGAAUGAUACAUCAAGAAAUCAUGUUCCCGAUUUACUUACACAAGAUUUAAUGAAUUUAGGCUUAGAUGAACCGAUUACACCGUUAGCUAAUACAGGAAUAGUAGCAUCAUCUUCGGAUGUAUUGUUGUUGAAUAUGUCAAAUCAUUCACCUAGUAAUACUUCAAUUGAAUCAUCACCUAAUAAACACAUUCCUACAAUUGAGGUAUGUACUUCAUUAACUACUAACUGCCCUCGUGGAAGUAAAUCGAAUUAUGAUGAUCUACAGGAUAUAUUUUCUACGUCGAAUAAUGUUUCUGCGACUAAUUCAUCAGUUGUGAAUUCUGUUUCACCAAUGCUUUAUCCAUCAAUUGAAUUGGAUAAUUUGAGUCGUCAAAUGUUUGAAUUGUCAAAAACGAAUGCUUUAGCAGAUACCAAUCUGUCGAAACUGCUUGGCAACGAUUCAACUUUAUACUCUCAGAAAAAUUCAACUGACAAUAACAACACCAAUAUAGUCAAAGAAACCAAUGAAGCUCCCAUUGAUGGUGAUCAUAAUCACAAUAGUAUAGCUGUAGUAUCAUUUCAGCCUACAUCUGUUGACCUAAAAUCUUAUGAUAUUCAACUCUCUUCUAUACAACCGCAUACAGUGUAUACAACACCAGUCACUCUUUAUCCUGAUACUACUACUACUGGUGAUGAUAACAUAAAUAAUUCCCAAGCAGAUAAGAAUUGUAUCAAAUUGUCGCUACACUAUGCUAAUAAUCGACCUGAUCCUCAAGUGAUGGUCUUUGUCGCUGUGAUAUCCAGUCAAAAUCCCUUGCCUAUUACUGAAAUCAAUGUUAGAUUUGGUGUUGAAAAGCCGUGUAAAAUAAGACAACUUUCGGCAUCCGGUGAAAAUCUACCAGCCUAUUCACCUUUCCUGCCAGCUGCUUCAAUAAGUCAAGUGUUAUUAAUUCAUAAUCCUUCAAAAUUAGAGAAAUUUGUGCUUAAAUUUCAACUUUCUUUCAUAUUAGACGGUGAAGCUAUUCUAGAAUCUGGGAAGUUCGAACUACCAUGUGCAUAA